Messenger RNA from Nematostella vectensis (starlet sea anemone), 1947 nucleotides. Its product is annotated as methionine aminopeptidase 1D, mitochondrial. The transcript is spliced from 10 exons. Gene Ontology annotation, molecular function: metalloaminopeptidase activity. The record is from RefSeq and is a predicted model, not a curated record. Gene Ontology annotation, biological process: proteolysis. The coding region runs from base 495 to 1463 and encodes 322 amino acids. Lineage: Eukaryota; Metazoa; Cnidaria; Anthozoa; Actiniaria; Edwardsiidae.
UAAAAUUCACCCCAAGUGCUAUCCCUUAGGGCAUAAAAUUCCCCCCAAGUGCUAUCCCUUGGGGUCUCUGGGGGUGUUCCAUCCCUUAGGGUGUACCAGGUAACUCGACCCCAAAAAAUACAAAUCACACUUCCAGUUACAGUUGUUUAAUCAAAUGUCAAUCUGUCGAUCUCAUGUCAACUUUUUAAUUCGAUUGUUUUAUCUGCUAACCCUUAGGGUUAAAAAAUUUAGAAACCACAUCCAUUUUGCUAUUCGUUUGGGUUAAAAUUCAUUUUUUCGACGAGCAUGUACAUUUUUAGAGUGCCCCUAACGCACACCUCCGGGGGGUAUUAGCGUACAAUUAGCAAGAUGGCUGCAUCUGUCUCCCGCCCCUACAAUACAGUGCAGGACAGUGCAGAAUGUUCGCUCCCUAAAUAAUUCUACUCUUGGGUUACCUGUGUAUCAGCAACCGCUGACCAUCAGUGUUGUCUUCAUCUUCGAUCAAAACACAAGAUAUGGGUGUCCGAACAUUUAUAGAAGAGUCAAUACAGAAGGUCUCACACAUCGCACGAUCAACAAGGAAAAGGCCUAGAUACCAUAUCGCCUCAGUUUACAAUCCUUCAACUGGUGAACCAUACAAGGUGUCUCCACCACACCCUGUGCCCGCUCAUAUACCAACACCCUGUUAUGCAGAAACAGGGAAAGUUCCACCACAUCCAUGGUCAGUGGAAAUAAAGACCAAACAGCAGAUUGAAGCUGUUAGGAAGUCUUGUCAAUUAGCCAGGUGUGUCAUGCGAAUGGCGAAGCAGAUUGUUAAGGUUGGUAUUACUACGGAGGAAAUUGAUUACCAUGUCCAUAAGGCCAUUAUAGAACAUGGUGCAUACCCAUCUCCACUCAACUAUAGAGGCUUCCCCAAGUCAGUCUGUACAUCUGUCAAUGAAGUGGCUGUCCAUGGUAUCCCAAACAGUCGAUGUCUCCAAAAUGGUGACCUUUUAAGUGUAGAUAUAUCGCUUUUCUAUGGUGGUGUGCAUGGUGACCUGUGCGAGACAUUCCUUGUUGGGAAUGUGGAUGAGUCUGGGCGUCGACUAGUAGACAUCUGCAGGCAGAGUCUCGAUGAGGCAAUCAGUAUAUGUGGACCAGGAGUAAGAAUGUCAACAAUAGGAAACACCAUCAGUUUAUUUGCCAAGAAGUCAGGGUACAGUGUAUCAGAGUGCUGCAAUGGCCAUGGCAUUGGUAGUGUGUUCCAUGCUCUGCCUGAUGUCUCACAUGUGGCAAACAAUAGACCUGGCAAAAUGCAACCUGGCAUGACUUUUACAAUAGAGCCAGUUUUGUGUGAAGGAUCGUCUAAACUGUAUACAUGGGAGGAUGAGUGGACUAUAGUGACGUCUGAUGGCAUGAGGACUGCUCAAUUUGAAGAGACUGUUCUUAUUACCGAAGAUGGCGUCGAGGUUUUAACAUUCGACUAUGAACAACAAGAGGCAUAAAUUCUCUAACCCUUGAUUAUUACUUGAAUGAAUUACAGUAUGUACUCAGAAUAUUCGCGUAACCUCACUUUUUAAAGGACUACUUCGGGUCGAUAGGAAUUUUCUUUUAUUUGCGUUCCUGGUAACUAAAGACUCUCAAUGGCCAUGAUAGCGCGAUUUGAACAAAAUAACAAUUAAUUUUUACCAAGAAACAUUUUAUUACUUGAGGUAGGAAACUAGCCUGAUUUUCAGCCGGGGCCUGGGUCCUAUGUUUUAGUAGGGCCCAGGCCCCGGCUGAAUAUCAGGUUGGAAGGAAACUUUAACUUUAACUUAAAUCCAUGUGUGUCCCAGUUAACCACUCUGUUCUAUUGUUCUAUCAUGUCCUGUAGUUCUAUCAUUAUUUUUUUAUCAAUCUAGCUGGGGCGAGUCACUAAGCAUAAAACGCGCAAGCAUCUCGAGUUGCGCACGAUGUAAAACACUUGCCAUUACAGUAACCCAUUCCCUA